CACAGCGCAGCGGUCUCUUAGACGCUACCAACGUUGCUAUUGCCAAAUACCCCUUGCUUAGUGCAGUUAGGUGGUCAUGGGCUAAAGAUUUGAUGCGAUUAAAGGACACCACGACGUUCAUAUCUGAAAAGGUUUUGCACAACCUGUGUGAUAAUUGCUAUCGCUGAAGGGUUGUGAAGAGAAUCAGUGCAGUGAAUGUGUGUGAAAAGCCUUUGCGAGGCCAGUGCUGUGGGUGGAAAAGGAUUUGACGGCAGAGAUGACGGAGUUCUAUGGACCAUGGGACGACAAGCCAGGCGAGGACGACGAUGUGGUGGAAACGGUGGAAACAGUGGAGACCGUUACCACGACCACUACAAAGACACGAUACCCAUCCAAGUCGUCAUCCACAAAGACGACGACAAUGACGACGCCAGCCAAGCUGUAUGGACGGGAGCUGUCGUCUUACGACGAGGUGGACGUAGAUGAACUGCUGUCCAAGUUAACACAAGAGGAACUUACUAUGUUGGCGAAAGAAGUUGAUCCAGACGACACAUUCCUCCCGCCGUCACAGCGCAACAAUUACGAUUGUGAAAAGGACCCAACGGGCCCUCUCAACCGGAAGAAGCUGAUCGAGCACAUCAAUAAGCAAGCGCUGGAGACGCCAGACCGGCCCGAGGUGAAGCCCUACGUCGCUGGAGUUAUACGUGGCAAGAAGUGGAUCCCACCGCCGCCGCCAGAGAAGGUGCGGGAUGCGGAGGAACAGAUCUCAAUAGACCUAGGGGAUGAGUACGAGGAAGCCCUGGGUACCGCCUCACAGGAAGAAAUCAUCGAUCUCGCUGCCAUAUUGGGUUUCCAUUCUAUGAUGAACCAGGACCAGUAUCACGCAUCACUUUUAAACAAAGGUCAACCAGUCGGCCUCGGCUGGGAUGGCAUCACUAAAGCUUCAAAACCUAAAGUAUACCCCAUGGACCCCCCUAAUGACACAGACCCAGAUGACACAAUCAAGAGGGUACAAGAAAACGACCAGAAAUUGACUGAUCUUAACUGGAACAAUAUCAAGAACAUAAGCGACGAGAAGUUCGAGAAGCUGUUCGAGGCGCUGAAGACUAACACGCACGUGGAGGUGGUGUCGCUGGUGAACGUGGGGCUGCACGACCGCGCCGUGCAGCAGCUGGCCGCCGCGCUCGAGGCCAACAGCUCGCUGCGCGUCCUCAACGUGGAGACCAACUUCAUCAGCCCCGCCGGCGUCGUGCAGCUCGUGCGCGCGCUCCUGCCCACCGCCAGCGUCGAGGAGUUCCGCGCCUCCAACCAGAGGUCACAAGUUCUCGGUAACAAGAUCGAGAUGGAGAUCACCGCCCUAGUGGAACAGAAUCCUACUCUCCUACGGCUGGGCUUACAUCUGGAAUACUCGGACGCACGCCACCGCGUCGCCAGCCACCUGCAGCGCAACAUCGACAGAAAUUGCCGAAUACAAAAGCGAGCUAGCGCAUCGCUAAGCUUGCGAUUGCCCCGCGGCCGACCCCCGGCCGUUGGGGUCGACAGUAGCUUCUUCAACCUUACUCCGCCUAGCGCUGAGGCAGUCACUCCCACGAUAGAUGAGCAAAAGACUAUAACAGAUCAGCCAAUGACGACUGAAAAUGUUGAAAAAUCAACUGUGAUUGAAGCUGCAGAGAGCCCUGUCGAAAAUAAGAUGGUGGGUGAAAAAAUAAUACCAAUCGAUGUUGAAAACCAAAAAGAAACGGAUAAUGUAGUAUCGAAUGAACAGCAACCAGCAGAUAGUACGGUGGUAUCGGUUCCGGACGAUACCCAACCGGUACCAGAUAAAGUGGAAACGGUUGAUUCUGAGAAACCCGAGACGCAGUCACAGGAAGAUGUACAGAGGCUACCUGAACCCUUUGUGCUGGCGCAGAGGCCAGACGUAAACCCCAAUCCCCACUCUACGAAAAGACCUAACGCUGCGACUUCAGUUCAGGUUCUUUAACAACAUGCAAAAAGCGGCGCGUAGCCAAUAGUUACACGAAGGUGGUCGUCUGCGCCGCUUGACCCAGUUCACUCGGAGCCGCAGCUACGUGGUGGGCUGGAUCCCCUGAGCUGGCGAUUCUCCACCGCGCCUGCCCUCUUGCUGGCCUCAACGCUUUUUCGCAACGGUAUUUGUGACUGUGUAGUAUAUAUAUAUAUACGUUAUACGCCAGAUACUUCAAAUGUUUGCACAAAUAUUGGUGCUCAAACACGCAUUUUGAUGCAAAUAAAAGCGUAUUCGCUACGUUUGCAAACACGUGCUCUCAUAGUACUCAGUAAUAAACUUUCGUAUAAUUCACGCUAUAUGUAUUUGUAAUUUAAACGCUUUAAUGUUUGUUAAAAACUGAUAAAAAGUACAAAUGUUUGUUCAAACUUUGAAACUACGACUGGCACAGGAUAGCAGGUAAUCAGCACAAAAGUAGCAUAAAGGUCAUUUUAUAAA
Molecule: messenger RNA, 2440 nt
Organism: Achroia grisella
Lineage: Eukaryota; Metazoa; Arthropoda; Insecta; Lepidoptera; Pyralidae
Gene: tmod
Product: tropomodulin-1
Exons: 11
Coding region: 257-1960 (567 amino acids)
Biological process (GO): myofibril assembly; pointed-end actin filament capping
Cellular component (GO): myofibril
Molecular function (GO): tropomyosin binding
Source: RefSeq, a predicted model, not a curated record